This is a messenger RNA of Geodia barretti, 714 nucleotides long. The record is from the annotation of a GenBank genome assembly. NCBI's taxonomy places the organism in Eukaryota, Metazoa, Porifera, Demospongiae, Tetractinellida, Geodiidae.
AUGGACCGAAAGUCCCGGCGAUACCUGCUUACUCUGGGCGAAGCCGAAACCUUUCACAGCCAUCUCGGCCGGCUCCAGCACGACCAGCUGAUCGGCAGCAGCGUCGGAGGCUGGUACCGCACUGAUCGCGGCCACGUAUUGCUGGCUGUCCGACCGACCUUGGGCGACUAUGUGCGGCAGAUGCCCCGCGGCCCCCAGAUAAUCUACCAGAAAGAUCUUGGCAACAUCGUCAGCUUUGCCGACAUAUUUCCGGGCGCCACGGUCAUCGAGGGAGGCCUCGGUUCCGGCGCCCUCACCUCCGCCCUGCUCCGCGCUGUCGGCCGGGAGGGCAGGGUCAUCACCUACGAGAUUGACGAGUCGGUUCUGCCCAAGGCCAUGCGCAACAUCCAUCGCGUCAUACCAGACACACCCAACCUCGAGGUCAAGAUCGGGAACAUAUACGAUGGCAUCGAGGAACGCGACGUCGACCGCGUGGUGCUGGACGUUCCCGAACCCUGGCAAGCUGUUGGCACCAUCGCGGACGCGCUGGUCAUGGGCGGGGUGAUGCUGAGUUUCCUCCCCACCGUGCUGCAGGUGCACCGGCUGGUCGGUGCCUUGGACCAGGACGGGCGCUACCAGAUGGUGGAAUCCAUGGAAACGCUCCUGCGCACCUGGCAUGUCACAGAGCGUAGCGUGAGGCCGAUCAUCGAAUGGUGGCCCACAGCGGCUUUCUAA